This is a messenger RNA of Cantharellus anzutake, 541 nucleotides long. RefSeq lists its product as uncharacterized. Gene Ontology annotation, biological process: regulation of DNA-templated transcription. Lineage: Eukaryota; Fungi; Basidiomycota; Agaricomycetes; Cantharellales; Hydnaceae. The record is from RefSeq and is a predicted model, not a curated record. Bases 36 to 425 code for a protein of 129 amino acids. The transcript is spliced from 4 exons.
ACUUUGUAGAAGAGGCCAGCCGUUCCUUGGCACAAAUGACUUUAGAAGGACAGACAGAGGGGUCAAAUGAACCAGAAACUAUUGAGUCUCUUCGUGCGAGCGAUCAUCGAGAAAAUUUAUCCGAUGAUUCCAGUAGUACCCACACCGGAACCAGGUCAGGCUUAUCAGAGUCGCAAAACCCCACUAUAACAGAUGCCCUAUCCUAUCUGGAACUGGUGAAAGCCGCAUUCCGCGAUCGACCACACGUUUAUACUCAAUUCCUAGAUACUAUGAAAGAUUUCAGGAGCCGGCGAGGAUUCGGUGCAUUCCUCCCUUCGGGUUAUAGUAUCGAGAGCGCCCCGAAUGCCGAAGAGGGAGUUCUCUUACUCGUUACUCCUUCUGGAACAAGCACUGUAUCGUUGCAGCUUCUGACGGGAAAUGCGUGAUGGUGGCGCAGCUUGGUUGUGUACAGUGAUCUUCGCCUCGUUUUGUACAUUGGUAGUUGUAGCAUUGGGAAACAUUGUAGCAGGAUUAGAGUCCAAUGAACGUUCAUACAGCAUCU